Molecule: messenger RNA, 3947 nt
Organism: Purpureocillium takamizusanense
Lineage: Eukaryota; Fungi; Ascomycota; Sordariomycetes; Hypocreales; Ophiocordycipitaceae
Exons: 1
Coding region: 611-3703 (1030 amino acids)
Source: RefSeq, a predicted model, not a curated record
GAUCUGACAUGCUUCGGGGUCCCAGACGCCCGACCACACCCUUGAUUUUAUUUUAUUCUAUUUGUCCUGCAUUGACUUAAUUUCCAUGGCCCAGCCGCCACCUCUGCCUGGCCUCUCGAGACGUACCUACAUGACAAACAUUACGUGCCACAAUCAUUCACAUACAUACCUCCUCAGCUUACCUCCUUGGAUCUUCCGCCCAACCGUCUCGCGCAUAGUAUUCCCUUCACCCUCCGUCGCUCACCGUCUUGCCGACACUGCUACAUCGUAGGCAUCGCUGCGCCAUGGAUUGAAAGACGAUACCCCCCCCCCCCUUGUUGCCGUUGUUGUUUUCUCUUUCCCCCCUCCUCCCCUCGCGAGACCUUUCCCCCGAUCCUACGUGCAAGGUCCGCCCGCCGCCUGCAACGGUGACUGCUUGGCACGCCAGUCGGCUUGCUGGGGGGGUUACGACGUACCUGCAUUAGGGGUCUUGUGCUGGCGCGCGCGCACGCGUCCCCGUCCCCGUCCCCAUCCCCGUCCCCGUCCGUGUGUCUCACGGCCGCCGCUUCGAGCGAGAGAGGGGUCCCCGGUUCGCCAGCAGGUCGACCGAUCGUCAGCGCCCGGCCCCUCGAUGAAAAAGAUUUCCCAGAUCCUCACGGCGAGGAAGCGCCCGGACUCGGAGCUCGAGGGCGGUCGGAGCAGGAGCAGCAGUCGCAGUCGCAGCCGCAGCCAGACCAGGAGCCGGAGCCGGGGCGGUGGCAAGGACGCUGUGGGAGGAGGAGGAGGAGGAGGAGCGGGCGGCGUUGGUGGUGCUGGCGGCGGCGGCGGUUUCGAUGCAACAGAGGUGCAUCAGCUCCCGUCACGACGCGGUACGCCCGUCUCGCUGGCCAGGCAGAAGAGCGGCCUGCUGCUCGCGCCGGCACGCGCCAUGUCGACGGGGCGCAUCAUAGCCGAUGCCGACCAGCACACCGACGACCUCCUCGAUGGCAACCGUCUGAGCGAUGACCAUGUCGACGACGAUGAUAAUGACGACGACAACAGCAGCCGCCGCUGCAGCAUCUCGCGACCACGGCAUCAACGACGGGCUCGACAGCCGCCGCCAUACCGCGUCUGCCCCAUCUGCGCCGGCAUCAGCUUCCCCCAGCUUCUCGCCUGGCAGCCCGGCAGCCCGCGGCCGUGGAUCCCUCUCACCCACGUCCUCGUCCCGCCGCCGCCACUGCCGCCCUCGCCGCCCGCCUCCACCGACGGCCGUGGCGGCGGCGCCUCCUCCUCUGCCGGCCCCUCUGCCUCUCCCUCGCCCACCGCGCACGAGCCACCGCCGCCGCCGCCGCCCCACCCGCGAUGCCCUUACUGUGCCUUCUUCCAGGCCAUGUUGCUGCUCGACGCCGCCGGCGGCGGCACGUUCACUCCUUACCUGCGCAUCCGCCGCGCCUUUGAGCGUCUCGGCGGCGUCGGCGAGCGCCACCCCCUGGCCGGCGAGGUCCUGGGCGAGGUCAUGACGCGCAACAAGGCCUUGCCGUGGGGGUAUAUCAUCAGGGCCGCCGAGGACGAUGGUGACGUCGGCGACCAUGCCCAGCUAGAGCUCUAUACCUCCUCGGGACAUGACGGGCUUCCCCCGCGCAUACGCGGCCGCACCGUGACGCCCCUACUGGACCACAGGGUCCCCAAGUGCUGGCUGGACUACUGCAGAAGACAUCACGCUGACAAGCCGUGCUGCGAACCCAACGACGGACCACCCGUGCCGGGGCUGAGGCUUGUCGACUGCGAGGACAAGCGCGUUGUCUGCGUCGACGAUAUUGACGGUGAUGAGCCCGAAUAUCUUACCUUUAGCUAUGCAUCUGACGAGCCGGACGGCCCCAGUGUAUCGUCACCCGACCACUACCUGCCAGAGAAACUUCCGACCCUCUUUGACGAUGCAAUAACGUUAACCACUUCCCUCGGCUUCCGCUACCUAUGGAUCGAUAGGUUCUGCCUCCCCGAACCGGAGCUGCGCAAUCAGCGCAUCCUCCACCUCGAUCUCCUCGGCGACAUCUUCUCUCGCUCCUCUCUUACCCUCAUCGUCACAUCCGGUGACGAAUCUCACGAUGUCGACGCAGGCAUCCCCGGCGUCUCCAUCCCCCGUCCACAGCAGCUCUCCAUUCAGACCCCCGCCGGCAUCUUCACCACCACGCUCCUCCGCCCGGACAUCGAAAUCGCCACCUCGCCCUGGUCCGCCCGCGCGUGGACCUACGAGCAGGGCCUCUUCGCCCGGCGCCGCCUCGUCCUGACGCCGUCUCAGGCCUACUUUCAGUGCCGCGCGCUGCACUGCCACGAGAGCAUCGCCCUGCCGCUGCGCCUGGCGCCUGGCGUCAACCUCGGCCGCGUCUUCCCGCCGUACGCGGCCCCGCCGCGCCCCGCGCAGCUCCAGGACCAGAUCGGUGCGUACAUGGCCCUCGAGAUGCCACACAACAAGGACCGCCUCGAUGGCUUUAGGGCUGUGCUUCGCGAGUACGCGCGCCUGCUGGGUCUUGCCGUGGACAGCUUCUGCGCGCUGCCGCUCUUCCAUCCGGAUGCCUUUGUCAACGUCAACGUCGUGAGCCAGACGGACCGGCUCGCCAUCGGCCUUGGCUGGACGCCGGAGCGCGCCCUGACGCCCGCGCAGUCUCUCAUCGACGGCGACCUGCCUGAGCCGGGCUACGCCCUGGCCCACGACGCGGCCUUUCCGUCGUGGACGUGGCUGGCCUGGGCGCCGCGCGAGGAGGCCAGGCGGCGCUCUGCUGCUUCGGGGAGCACGGCAGCGGCAACGGCGGCGUCGGUGCAGUUGACCGCGUUCCACUUCAGCCUCCUCGGCGAGGCAUCCCCCAUAGUGGACGGCGCCUGCUCCGCGCCGGGCAUGGAAAUCUCUGUGGGGUUCACCGACGGCGCGGUGCUCUCGUGGGAAAUCGACGGCGACGCCAUCGGGAAAAGGGGGGAGAGCGCCGCGUUCCUCCGCGUGGGGACGUACUGCUUCGACAUGACGGUGCGGUGGCGCGACAGCAGCAACUCGUUUGUGCUGGACGACGGCGGCGACGACGAGACGGUGAGGCUUCCUGGGUCCAUCGCGGCGACCAUCUUAUCGUGGGUCCGCGCAUCGCCGCCCUUGCCGCCGCCGGCGCCGAGCUCCUCGCCCUCGUCCGCAUCGUCAUCCACCUUGCCGCCUUACAGUCCCACGCCCGCCGCCGACACCCACGCGCACGGCCACAACCACGCGCACGACCACGAGCAGCCUCAAGGCCACCACGCCCUCGUCGCCGUCCUCAUCUCCGGACGCAACUGGAAACUCCCCGUCUCCUCCACCGUCGCCGGUCCAAGCAGCGGCAGCGGCAGUGGCGGCGCCGCCACGCUCCUCGUAUGCCACCACCGCGACUGGGACCCCGCCGCGCCGCUCGUCCGCCUCGGCGCCGUGGGCCUCGCCUUUGGCGCCUUUGCCCCGGGCAGCAGCAGGCCUUCUCCUUCUUCCUCGUCUUCUUCCUCGCGCCACCACCCGCGCCGCCCCGCCGACGCGGUCCUCCGCGGCGUGCGUCCCGGGCAGUGGGGCCGGGCCACCAGCAGUAGUAGUAGUGUCCUCGACGACGGCGGCAAGUCCGCUGCGUCCGCUGGUGGGGGGAGCAGGAGGAGCAGCGGGACGGCUGCAACCACCGCCGCCGGCGCGGGUGGUGAGACAGGGGAGAUUGAGCUCUGGCGGCGCGAGCUGGACCUGUAUUAGACGGGGGAGAAAAGAGCCCCAAUGAUUGCAUGAAUAUUGGUGUUGCCUCGCAGGGAGGCCGCGCUUUGGCUUUCUUGUACCACCAGCUGAUAUACAAUGCACGACGAAAACUACAGACCAAUGAUACGACCGUUACACAGAGACAGAGCUAGUCACACGCGGAUUUGGCCUUGUACUAGCACGCGGGGGGCGCAUGUUUGCAGUAACUAGUAAUUUCGAAAUGUCAGACAAGCGAUUCGAGACA